Oppia nitens is the source of this 695-nucleotide messenger RNA. RefSeq names its product ubiquitin-conjugating enzyme E2 L3. The record is from RefSeq and is a predicted model, not a curated record. Bases 125 to 589 code for a protein of 154 amino acids. The transcript has 4 exons. Lineage: Eukaryota; Metazoa; Arthropoda; Arachnida; Sarcoptiformes; Oppiidae.
UAUUAUUCAUAGUUUUAUUUUUUUUUUUAUUAUACAAUUGUAUUAUUACUCAAUUGAUUGAUAGACAGACUCAUUGUUGUUAUUAUUUGUUUGAAUCGCAAGACAUUAUUGUAUUGACCACCAAAUGGCUGCCACAAGAAGAUUACAAAAGGAAUUACAAGACAUCCGUAAGGCUGGUCUCCGAUCGUUUCGCGACAUUCAAGUGGACGAACAAAAUAUGUUGACAUGGGUUGGACUCAUUGUUCCCGACAACGUGCCGUACAAUAAGGGCGCCUUCAGGAUUGAGAUCAACUUUCCGGCCGAAUACCCGUUUAAGCCGCCGAAGAUCACAUUUAGGACUAAGAUAUACCAUCCAAACAUUGACGAGAAGGGACAGGUCUGUCUUCCCAUAAUUCAGGCCGAAAAUUGGAAACCGGCGACAAAGACAGACCAGGUAAUCCAAGCACUGGUAGCUCUAGUCAACGAUCCCGAACCAGAACACCCGUUGCGAACCGAUUUAGCCGAAGAAUUUUCAAAGGAUAAGAAAAAGUUCUUUAAAAAUGCCGAAGACUUUACUAAAAAGUUUUCAGAGAAAAGACCGUCUGAUUAAGCGAUAAAUUUUGAUAAUUGAAUCGAUUGGUCGCAAAACUAAGUAAUUAAUUAUUAUUAUUAUUAUUAUUAUUAUACAUAAAUUAUCUCUCAAAUGAACUCUUUUU